AUAAGUAGUCAUAGCGAUAUGUGUAAGCGAUAAACACUAUACGACGAGAAUAGUUUACCGAUUUAAUUGUUGCUGUUGAUUGCGGUUUAUUAUUUAAAUUUAAAACGUACAGGAGUAUAUACAACAAUUUCGGUAUCAUUCCUAAAUUCAAAACAGUUUCGGCAUCUUGUCUAAAUUCUAAACGUACAGGACCACCUGUAAUCAACCGUUUCGACAUCUUACCUGACUUUAAAACGUCCAGGAAUACCUAUAGAUCAGCAGUUUUAAGGAAGCCACGAAGAUGUAUUAACAGGGUUUUGUGGACACGGAGAUUUAAACCAAGGUUUCCAGCUGUAUAAAGCUAAAUAAACGUGUUUAACGGGGACGAAGUCAAGAGUAAAGACAAAAAUGGGGAUCGAAGCGGCUGUGUACGCGUUAUCUCAGUUGAAUCUACGAAACAAAAUACGUGAUGACGACUUCGUUGACAUCAUGAAUCACGUGGUCACCCCAGGAAUCCUCCUAUUGGCUGCUACAGCGACAUAUCUAACGCAAUGGAUGGGAGAACCUAUACAUUGCUGGACUCCAGCAGAAUACAAUGGUCAUUUUCAGGAUUAUGUGGAUAGUUUCUGUUGGAUUACUGAGAUGUAUAAUGUUCCAAUGGACGAGGAGCUGCCGAAAAUAGAAGAAGAUAGAGACGAGAAUCUGGUUGGUUUUUACAGAUGGGUGUCAGUUUUACUUCUGCUUCAGGCGCUCAUGUUCAAACUGCCUCAUGUCCUGUGGAUGUCAUGGAAGGGAGUUUCAGGUAUGGAUCCGGACAGAAUUAUCAAAAUGGCUGAAGAGGGAGAUAUGGAUGAACAGAUAUUAUAUGAUGACGAUGAUGAUGUUGAACCUAUAGUUGAGGGUGCAGGUAGCGUGGUGAAGCCUGUCCAAAAAGCACCCAAAGAACCAAAGGAGAGUAAGAUCGAACCUUUAGUCCAUUUUAUUGACAGAAGAUUGCGGUUUACAGCUCGGCGAAAAGAGGAUAAUCCUUGUAGCAAAGUGGACAUCUUGAACAAAUCCUCGGGCAGUUUCCUCACAUAUUUUUAUCUAAUCGUGAAAUGUUUGUACCCCUUCAUAAUUAUCUUACAGUUCGUACUGCUCUCCGAGUUCUUAAACAUCAAUUUCUUUACUUACGGUAUCGAUAUAGCGGUUAAACAAACCGACUGGUCGUUCUGGGAAGACGAGGCGGUGUUUCCCCGGAUCGCCAUGUGCGACUUCAACAUCCGUCAGUUACAGAAUGUCCAAACGUUCACCGUUCAAUGUGUGCUAGCUAUGAAUAUGUUUAUCGAGAAGAUAUACCUUCUUCUGUGGAUCUGGAUGUACUUUCUACUAGUUAUAACCGUCAUCGGGACCAUCCAGUCUUUUCUUGACAAGAUCUUAUUCUCUAGACACCAGAUAUUUAUAAAGAAAUUCCUCUCCAUUGGCCAGUACGUGGACCAUUUCUGGCCACCGCGCAAACCGAAAUAUCAACCAGCGAGGGACAAAAAGUUCCAACGACCCAAAGAAAUCUUCCAAUAUUUGUCUUCUAAGGAGAAGGAUAGAAUUGCCGCGUUAAUUCAGCAGGAUUCGUUUCAGCGCAUGUUCAUUGAAGAUUAUCUUCAAGCUGACGGCAUCUUUAUACUGAAGUGUAUCCAUAGAAACACAAGCAACAUGGCCGUCAUUGAUAUCAUCUUCCGAUUGUUGGAACAUUUUAUGGUAGAGAAGAGAUUAGUACAUGUUGAUGACGACGAUGAUGAUAUUUAUGUGUAGUAUUAUUAGACCUACCUUAUAUGGCAUGUUUCCCCUUUAUUAUAUUCAUCAAAAUGAUAAUAUAAGACCCAAUAUGACAUAAUUUCACAUCGAAAUGAGAGGGAAAGCAUUUAGUAAACUUACUCCAUAUUUGUAGGAGGACCACUAUUAAAUUUCACCAUCUUCAUACCGGGAAAUUGUAGUUCGUCUAUUUAUAGCAAUUAUAUUUGGUCUAGAAUCGACGAAGAGGGGUUGAAUUAACAUUUUCUGCCAGGGAUUGGUAAAUAUUCAUGAUUUAGAAACGCAGGGAUAACAGAAUUCACAGGUUGGUUACGGUGAUAUAUAAGGCGAAUAUAAUUACAUGUUUUUAGUAUGCUACUUCAAUUUUGUUUGCAAAGCCGUGACCAUUUGUUUCUCUGUCUGUAGUGAAAAGCAUUCUGCCCAACGACAAUUUGCGGAAACGUUGGAACCGGGCAAGGAGACCAGAAUUAACACCGAAAUCAACGGGGAAGUUAAUGGUGAUCUGCCUCAAUUAAAGGUAUAAUGAUGGUUGUCUCCCCUUUUACUAACAAACGCAUACAAUUCAAUUAUAUUUUGUUGUUCUUUGGACCGACGCUUACUUAUGUACGAUCAACACGAAAUUUGUUCCUUGGACAAUGGCGCAUCAAUGUUUUGAUAUGACCAUGGACCGUGUAUAGAUGGACAGACAACGUCCACGAAGCCUUUAGAAUUCGGGGCCGCGGCAAAAAUUAGACCGGACAAUCGUGACUAAACAGUAUUAAGUUUAAAAGCAAAGAAACAGAAAUCAAUUCAUAAUAUUUUUAUUUAUCUUGCUACUCUUUUUUUUGCAACCCAUACAUAGAUAGACUACUAACUGAUGAUUGGGGUGUAAAUGUAUCAACACAUCGUCUUUGUUUACUUCGGACGCGCCCAUGUGAAUCCGAAAAAAAAAUAUCGGGUUUUCGUUAAAAAUGAACCUACUAAAACACUCUUUUACUGCACAAUUAAUCAUCAUUCCGGAUAGUAUUAUAUUUGAACUUUAUUUUCAUAAUUUUAAAAUCCUGCAUACAUGCGGGAACUUGGAGUAUUAAGCAAAACCAAAAUGCUUACAAAAACUACGGAAAUAUUGAAAUCGAUCAUUUCACAAUUUUCAACUGCUGCAUUUGGAAAUUCCAAAGUUCUAAACUAGAGAAAUUCGUCACUACCAGAUAGGAAUACUUAUCGGGUUGAAAAAAUUCCAUGUAACUUUAAGAAUAACGUAUUUUCUAAGGAGGAAUCCCGCAAUGUCAAAAGUCACAUCGCUUGAUUUGCCGUUGCCAUUGAGAUCUCGUCGUGUCUCGCGCGAGCGGCAGAGAAUUCAACAAACGGGACUCGUUGCCUGGCCAUCUAUAUACGGUCCAUGAUAUGACGACACGACUGCGAUGACGUCAUGCGCGGCGCCUGGUCCAUAUGGUCAGAUGAAUAUUUCCUCAAGAUCACGAGAUGUAAACAGGGUAAAGGCACGUGGUUGUUGCCGAGGAUUGUGGGCUAGGUUUAGGGUAAGAUGUAGGGCUAGGUCUUGGGAUACAGUUAGGGUUAGCGAUAACUUUGUUUACAUCAUGUAAUUAUGAAUUUGGCCUUGUUAAAUAAAUACAUCUCACCUGAUCCCUAUAGUACGUCAUUGUCAAAGAAACUAUGACAAGUGAGUAUCUGUUGUUCAUUAGAAGAUAGCACAGUUUAAAUUGUUAUUAUAUAUUUUAUAUUCUUGUUUUUGUUAAAUUUCUAUUAUAUUAUUUCCAGUAAAUAAAACAA
This is a messenger RNA of Patella vulgata (common limpet), 3537 nucleotides long. RefSeq names its product innexin unc-9. The record is from RefSeq and is a predicted model, not a curated record. The transcript is spliced from 5 exons. Bases 388 to 1767 code for a protein of 459 amino acids. Lineage: Eukaryota; Metazoa; Mollusca; Gastropoda; Patellidae.